ACAACAACCACGAAGAACAACAACCACGGAGAACAACCACGAAGAACAGAUAACCAUAACAUCAACACAAACAUCAACACAAACAUCAACACAAACAUCAACACAAGCACCAACACAAACAUCAACACAAACAUCAAACACCCCUCUCAGCCAGCCAUCUACCACCAGCACACCCUGAAUAAUCCAAAUGUCCCCCUGAGUCUGUCAUACACGUCAGACGGCUCGGUGAUUCAAGAUGGUGCAUAG
This is a messenger RNA of Pseudovirgaria hyperparasitica, 246 nucleotides long. RefSeq lists its product as uncharacterized. The transcript has a single exon. The annotation marks the transcript as partial. NCBI's taxonomy places the organism in Eukaryota, Fungi, Ascomycota, Dothideomycetes, Acrospermales, Acrospermaceae. The record is from RefSeq and is a predicted model, not a curated record.